GAGGAGGAGGAGGAGGAGGAUGGGACACUGCUGAUGCUGAUGCGAGAGGUUUCGGUGUCUGUGAUCAACAUCGGCGGGCUGACUGCCGACUGAUGGAGCUUUUUUUGGCGUUAUUUAUUGCCAUUUUCGUUUCACUGUGAGUGCGGACGAGGGUCUCUGUGACGGAUGUGUUUUUUGAGACGAGAGCAACAGAAGAAUUUGAAGAGGGGGAACAGCGGUUUCGUCUCGUCACUCGUCUGGCCUCGUCUGAUUACUGACACAGGUGGAUCGCCGCUGGAAAGGAAAACGCCAUCGAAAUGAGGGCAUAAUCUUGGGCUAUCACAGGAGCGAAGAUAUCCGCAGUUACCCCGUUAAAACCCCCCCCCCCGGGGUGCUGAAGCUAUUGUUUGGUUGCGUUUAACCGAGAGAGGUAGACGCGGGACUGUUAGCUAGCUAAUAGGCUAAUUUCGCUAGCUCGUCAGUUAGCAGCUGGAGAGGAAGAAGUGGGAUGCUCGAAGGAGGAGUUAGCGAUAGUUGCCAGCAUAAAACCACUGGAAGGGGGGGUUGACUUGGUUUGUGUUUGGUUAACCGUCUCGUAACGAGAGGUUUAACGUUAUAGCUAGAGGUGAAUGAAGGUUUGAGUAACACAGGUCGCACCGUUUCCCCGCUGCUCCGUCGGCUUCUCGGCAAAUUAGCUUGCGAUGGAUAACGUUGGAUAAUCGGCUAAGAAAGCUAAUGUUGACAAACACGGGCGACCUAACGCGUUCAUUUGUGUUGUUUCAAAUCGGCCGUCGAGCCGAGGUGCUGUCCGACGUUAUGUUCAGCCCAGUCCUGAGACCUUAUUUCGGGGAUUUGCCAGCUUUCAGGUGGAAGUGAAGCAUGUUGACGUUGGAUGUGCUGGAGCUGAAACAUUUGGCAACAAGCAGGAGAGGACCUGCCAUGACAGACAGGGACGUAGUGAGUCAAAGCACAGUUACAUCAGCACGAUAUUCAGUGAGGCUAAGACAUUCAUAUGAAUUUUGAAUUUAGGGAACAUCGUUGUUGAGACGUGGAUGGCAGUUUAACUAACAAAUACAGUUUGUUAAUCUGUUGCCUGACUGACUCUUGUUACUCAACCUACCUACCUUCUUAAAACUACCCUUACUGGUCAACACUAUACUGUUAUUUAUAAAAAUCACUACUAUACCUGCCAGCAUUUCUAAAUGUUAGCAGCAGACAAUGCUUGUAGGAUUUCCACAGGUUCGUAUCAAGAUUUCACUGGUGCCAUUUAAAAACAUGGCAUUAAGAUUGAAGAAUUGGAUCUUUACAACAGCAGUGAGAUAAGACGUCGCCAGCUUUCUCAAGUUUGCAAAGUGGGACAGCCAAUAUAAAUGGAGCCGACAGUCCUGUCUGGCCCUUUGGGGCACACACAGUGGGAGUCAGAACAGCCAUUUCCUCUUGGAUUUCACACACUGGAUUCAGACAAUGGUGGUGUGCUCUGUCCAAACAAGGGUGGCCCGACAGGUUUGGAUUUCAGAAACAGUGACCAAGAUCAAACAUGCCAACAGUUUGAAGAAGUGAGAAGUGAAGAAGAAAAUAUUUUCCAGGAAAAGCCAGUAGAGUUGGACGACCUCAUAAAUAUCUCGGAUUUUCCUUGUCGAGAUUUGCAGUUUAAGGGAGAUCAGUCCACUAUUUCCCUCGCUUCUCUCCAUAGUACUCACAUAGAGGAAUUGUCCCUCACAGAAAAAACUGAGGGACCCGACGAAAUAAGUGACUGCACAUUGUCAUGGCUAUUUUCCCCCAAACUCGCUGAUGUGGUUGGGAAAAACUCUGCCUGUGAAGAACUGAGUCCAACACAGGAAGACCAUCUUGAGAGCUCAGAUGCCCUCAGUAGUCAGGCUGAGCUAAUAAGCCUCAGUGUACCGGCUUCUCCAUCGAACAUUUCCGAGACCAACACGGGGGAUCCGUUUUUGUUGGUAGAUCUCCUCACAAAUGAACUCCCUUUUCUCCCCCCAGAGUCCUCAGGUGAGUUAAACCCACAGGGUGUCAGUGAGGAGCUGGUAGACUUGUCACAAGAGGAGCAGGCAGGUCUCCCUCCCUCACCGAGCAGGGAGACUUUGUCACCUGAAACCAGAGAUAAAGGUUUAUUCCCUGAUCAAGUGACUGACCUGCCUGUAUCCUGUAGCACUGCCCUGCGAGGUUUACCUGAGAACUGCCUCCCCCAUAACCACAUCAGCGCGCCACUGGAGGGUUUCGAAGGAUCCGUGCCUUUGUUGGAUUUAGAGGUUCCAGAUUGUGAUAGCAGUCUGAGCCUGUGCCCAGCUAGUCCCCCUUCUGUUAUCUGCACUGGUGCACCGUUAGAUUUAUUAACAGAGGAGUCGGAGGUGGAACAUGCAGGAGCUACUGUAAUUACAAAUCUGACUUCAGAUCAACAGGGUGAGAAUGAGUCAUUUGCUUCCGGUUUGUCAGCUGAAUCUGCAUCACUGACGGUGCCUCGGGCUGAAGAUGCCUUCAUCCAGGGUGAUUUCACCAGUGAGAGUUACUCUGUGGAAAAUGAGUCUAAGGAUUUGAUGGAAGACGAGAUUUGUUCUGAAGCCAAAACUCAGGGGAAUGAGGCAAUGGCUUUGGAUCUGUGCUUGACUGUGGACGAGGUCCACGGCGAGGACACUUGGGACUUGAAAACACAGGAGAGCGUACAGGAUGGAAGCGUACCCGGUCCGACAACUGAACAGAGGGAAGAGGAGAGGUUGACAGACGCUGACCAGCUAGAAGGAUCAGAUUGUCAUGAAGUGGCUUCUUUUGAGUUUUCAGUUCAGGACUUACACACUUCUUCUCCUGAGGCUGGGUGGACUAGUGAGCAAGCUGUGGAGACAAUUUCCCUCUCUAAGAUGGUGGUAGAUGACUCACUGCCAAUGGUCUCAGCUGAGAAUACGAGGGAGGAAGAUGUCUCCCCACUAAAAGCUGUGUUCGAUGCUUUAGACCAAGAUGGAGAUGGCUUCGUUCGUAUUGAGGAGUUUAUGGAGUUUGCUGCUGCCUACGGGGCCGAUCAGGUGAAGGAUCUGACCAAGUUUUUGGAUCCCAGUGGCCUGGGAGUGAUCAGCUUUGAAGACUUUCACCGUGGAAUCUCUGCGAUUAGCAAUGGAGGCCCAGAGCCACAGCUCUACAGUGUAAACUACAGUCCAGGGGAUGGAGCUGUGGGCUGUCCAGAGGAGUACGAUGAGCAAAAUGAGGUGACGGACAGUGCCUACCUGGGCUCCGAGAGCACUUACAGUGAGUGUGAGACCUUCACUGAUGAGGACACGGGGGCCCUCGUACCCCCCGAGAUGCAUGAGGAGGUGGAGACGGACAGCGGCAUCGAGGCCACGCUGCACGACCCCGAAGAUGGCAGAAAUAGGUUUUCCCUGAACUCUGAGCACCACAACCACUCCUUGGUGACCGUCAUCGGUGGAGAGGAGGAGCACUUCGAGGACUUUGGCGAAAGUAAUACCUCAGAGUUGCUACUGGAGAGCCGCGUGGAGGGGACGGAGGGGCAGUGCGGCUCCCCUCUCGUGCAGCCCUCUGAGCAGGUCAAUGGCUCCUCACUGCUCUCUCCCAGUGCACCUGCUCCUCUCCCUGACUGCUUUCAGAGCUUCCUCAGGGAGGAGGCGCUGGACUUUUUCUGUAGCCAGUGUCACAAACAAAUAAGUCGUCUCGAGGACCUCUCGACUCGCCUCAAUUUCCUAGAGAUGACUAGCGCUGGCAAGAGACUGUCCAGCAAGAAAGUGGCAAGGCAUCUCCUGCAGAACAGCUCGAUGACUCUGGACACCAUGAGCGACUUAACGCGGGACAUCCUGGAGCUCGCUGACAAUGACAUCACAGACAAGGUGCUCCUCCUUGAGCGCCGAGUGGCAGAGCUGGAAAAGGAGUCCGAGGCAUCGGGGGAGCAGCACACGCGACUGCGCCAGGAGAACCUUCAGCUGGUGCACCGGGCCAAUGCCUUGGAGGAGCAGCUGAAGGAGCAGGAAGUCCAGGCUGACGAGCUACUGCAGCAAGACACUCGUCGUCACAAGGAGGCUCUGGUCAAGCUGGAGAGGGAGAGGGGGCUGGAGCUGGAAAACCUGCAGGCCAGGCUGCAGCAGCUGGAUGAGGAGAACAGUGAGCUGAGGUCAUGCGUCCCUUGUCUUAGAGCAAACAUUGAGAGACUAGAGGAGGAGAAGAGGAAGCUGCAGGAUGAGACAGAAGUCAUGUCUGACAGGCUGCAGGAGGAGACAGAGUCCCGCAAGAAGAUGGCUGACAAGCUGAGCCAUGAGCGCCACCAGAGCCAAAAGGAGAAGGAGUGCACUCAGGAGCUCAUUGAAGACUUGCGUAAACAGCUUGAGCACCUACAGCUCUACAAGUUGGAGGCGGAAGCAAAGAGGGGACGCUCGCCCGGUGCAGGGCUGCAGGAAUAUCAGACCCGCACCCGCGAAGCCGAGCUGGAGCAAGAGAUCAAACGACUCAAACAGGACAACCGCAGUCUGAAGGAGCAGAAUGACGAGUUAAACGGCCAGAUUAUCAACCUGAGCAUCCAGGGAGCCAAGAACUUGAUGUCGGCCUCCUUCUCCGACUCCCUGGCAGCUGAGAUCAACUCUGUGUCUCGUACGGAGUUGAUGGAGGCUAUCCACAAACAAGAGGAGAUCAACUACAGACUCCAGGACUACAUUGACAAAAUCAUCGUGGCCAUCAUGGAGUCCAACCCCUCCAUCCUUGAGACUCAGAAACUGGACACAGGUGUCGGAAUCACCCACCGGACCCCUUGAUGGAUUUAUAGUUGAACGGUUGUCGUGGGAGGUUGUUUUUGUCCAAACAGCAUGGCGUUCUGCACCAAUAUGCUAAGAAUUCCUAUUUUCCACCCUUCUCACCUCUGUGUCACUGCUCUUCUUCACCUGCCACUCCAUGGAAAAAAUGGCCUUGGAUGUAAAUGACUUGUACAUGUAAAGUUUUUUCUACACUCAUUCUAGAUUCUAGGUAUUUUUAUAGUCCGAAGUAAAGAACAUUUCUUUUUCUUGUCUUAUGCUGAGAGACAGCUGCCUGUAUUCUUCUCUAGCAUGUAGCGUGUACAGUACCUGUUGGUUAUUUUUUUUUUUUUUCUUGUUAAUAACAUGCAGAUAUAUUUAUUCAUCAUUUGACACAAACGACAACUCACACUCAGUGAUCUGUUCUGCUGAAACACGUUUGUACAUUUUUGAAUUCACAAGGGAGAGAUUAAUUCACGCUGAAUGAAUCUGUGGGAGAAUUUAUUGAAUUAAGAGAAAUGUUCAUAGCAAAGAUAUACUGUCUUUGGGUGACUUGCCAUCGUGUGCAAAAGCUUGAAUGUGACCUGCUCAGAAUGGUCGUUUGUCGAGGUCGUUGCACUCUUCAAUAAUGCUGAGGUUGCUGUGACCUCUUCAGGGUUUAGAUACGUGGCAGAGUCUGCAGUUUCUACUGUUGUCUUCCCAGAUGGAGUCAGGUCCUGCAUGGAAACACUCAUUUUUUUAUUGUAUAUCUCUGAUUAAGACCUAAUGUUUUGACUGACGAAUCAUAUGCUAUAAUUUCUAUUAGUGGAGCUGUAGGUUGUGAGACCUCAUGUCAACCCACAACACCUAAAAAAAACUCACUCCUAGGCUUGCUGAGUUCAGCUUCAGACCUUUUAGUGUGACUGGAGGUUUGCCCCAACAGAUUUAAUACUUUAUAGUAAUGGAUUUUUUUUUCUUUUUGCAUUACAAAGAGGAAAUGGGAUGAGACUUGAACACAGUCUGGGGACUAACAUGACUUGCAACAGUAUAACUAGACAGUGAGACCACAGAGCUGACAAAACAUUCCCUUUUAGCAGAGCUGAAGGUGAUUGCACUUUAACCAGAUCCAAAUUCCUGCUUACAAAAUGACCAAAGACAGAUGUUAGAACUGAAACUGAUCAUUUUAUCUAUCAGGGUCCUUGAUCACGCUUUUGGUUAACAUUUUCCUGUUCUAAUAAAUCAUAAAACAACAGGCUCUGAGCUUGCCCUUAAACGAAAAAAACAAACUGGCCUGCUAGUCUAAACACUGUGCCUCUGUGUCUCAGACUUUGCCUCUAAACUAACCUGAUGAUGAGCCCUGGGGAAAGCACUGACCACGUGACUGUCAGUUUGUUAAAUUAUAAUGAUGACACCUGAACUGUAAAUAUGAAUUGUCAUUUUUGUGAACUUUUUUUCUCUCUCACUCACGCUCACUUCCAGUGUCCAAAGAAAGUUUGCUUAAGGCACAAACAUCACUACUGUAGUAGUGCAUGGCUUGCCAUUAUGUGACAUGGGAAGAUAAAAAGAGAAUAUUGUAGAAAAGAGAAAGUUAAAUUUAUUCCUAUUUUCAAAGAUAAAUGUAUAAAUUAUAACAGUAUUGGUUACAGCUGUAUAUUAUUUUUGAAGAUCCCCAAAUGAUCUAAUCCUAAUUGUUACUGGGGAAAUAUAAUUUGUCAUUGUAAAAAGAGAAAAAUUUAAAGGUAAGCAGUGAAAGUAAGAUUAGAAAAAUAAAUGGAAUA
This is a messenger RNA of Morone saxatilis (striped sea-bass), 6469 nucleotides long. It is a transcript of the gene rab11fip3, whose product is annotated as RAB11 family interacting protein 3 (class II). The record is from RefSeq and is a predicted model, not a curated record. The transcript has 15 exons. NCBI's taxonomy places the organism in Eukaryota, Metazoa, Chordata, Actinopteri, Moronidae. Gene Ontology annotation, molecular function: calcium ion binding. Gene Ontology annotation, biological process: endocytic recycling; regulation of cytokinesis. Gene Ontology annotation, cellular component: midbody; recycling endosome membrane; endocytic vesicle. The coding region runs from base 1350 to 4736 and encodes 1128 amino acids.